UUUCAUCUAUUCAAUUUCAUAAAUAAUAUAAAAAUCCCUCUCUCUGUCUCUUGCAGGAUAAGCAAACCUGAAUUUCUAUCAGCGGCGGCAAUGGGGCAUAUGUGACUCGAAGGCUGUCGAUACCGUAGUGUGGAACGCUCUGUGGACCACUAUGGCAAGCCCCGUGAAGAUUAGUUGGGUCGGCACUUCUUGAAGUGCUUUGGGUUUUGUAGAUUGAUGGAUUUAGAUAAAUAAUGGGCAAUGAAAAACCUCAUAUUUUGCCUGAAAAAACCUUACAACCUCAAACCCAGACAUGCUUUCAACUUCUCUGUCUUAGCAUCAGAAAACCAACAACUUCGAACUAGAAGGCGUUCGUUGGCCAACCUUUUACAACUCAGUUCCUCGGAAAAUCCCAUUUUGCACUACAAGAAAGUUCAUGCCCAAUUUGUCGUGUUGGGUUUUCAGUAUGAUGUUUUUCUUGCCAACUUUCUCUUACGGUAUUUCACAAAAUCUGAUUGUCUUCUCGAUGCACGGAAACUGUUCGAUAAAAUGCCUGAGAGGAAUUCAAUUACAUGGACCACGUUGGUUUCCAUGUAUGUCCACGAGGGUUAUUACGAAGAAGCAUUGGUGAUCUUCUUAGAGUUUCGGAGAAGUUCUGAUUGGAAAGCUAGUGAGCAUGUCUUAGCUAGCAUUAUCCGUGGGUGUACACAGUUGAGCUCGGUUGGCCAAGGUUGUCAAGUGCAUGGUUUUAUUAUUAAAACAGGUUUUGAGCAAGAAGUGUAUGUGGGUACUUCUUUGAUUGACUUUUACUCUAAGCAGGGUGAUAUAGAAGAAGCAAGAAUGAUAUUUGAUGGUUUGUUUGUAAGAACUAGUGUUACUUGGACUACGAUUAUCACAGGUUAUAUAAAAGCUGGAAAAAGUGAAGUGUCUUUGCAAUUGUUUUGCCAAAUGACAGAAGCCAAUACUCUUCCUGACAACUAUGUGACAUGCAGUGUAUUAAGUGCCUGUGCAAUGCUCAAGUUCCUUGAAAUUGGCAAGCAACUACAUGCUUAUGUGUUGAGGCUGGGAAUGGAAAUGGAUGCUUCAGUGUUGAAUGCACUUAUUGAUUGUUAUGUCAAGUGUGGUAAAGUUCAAGCAGGACGGAAACUUUUUGAUCACAUGGUUGUAAAAAACAUUAUUUCAUGGACCACAAUGAUUUCCGGGUAUAUGAAAAAUUCAUAUGAUUUUGAAGCAAUGCAACUAUUUUUCGAAAUGGCCAAAUUUAGCUGGAAGCCAGACGAAUUUGCUUGCACUAGUGUUCUUACUUCAUGUGGUUCAGUUGAGGCACUAAAACAUGGGAAACAAGUUCACGCUUACGCCAUCAAGGUCAAUCUUGAGUAUAACAAUUUUGUGAAAAACGGCCUGAUUGAUAUGUAUGCAAAAUGCUAUUCUUUAGCCGAUGCAAGAAGAAUUUUUGAUGGUAUUAGUGAUCCCAGUGUUAUUUCAUACAAUGCAAUGAUUGAGGGAUAUUCAAGACAGCAGAAGUUGUGUGAAGCAAUUUAUCUUUUUGGUGUUAUGAGGCGUAGAUUGUCCAAACCAGGUCUCUUGACAUAUGUUAGCCUUCUUGGUGUAUCUGCUGUCUCAUUUAACUUGAAAUUGAGCCAACAAAUUCAUGGUCUCAUCACUAAAUGUGGAUUCUCUUUGGACAUAUUUGCUUCCAGUGCACUAGUAGAUGUUUAUUCUAAGUGUGCUUGCAUUAAGGAUGCUAGGCUUGUAUUUGAGGAAAUGAAUGAAAAAGAUAUUGUAGUUUGGAAUGCAAUGUUCUUUGGGUAUGUCCAACAAUCAAAAAGUGAGGAGGCCUUAAAUCUCUACUUUGAUCUGCAGUUAUCAGGACAAAAACCUGAUGAUUUUACUUUUGUUGCGCUGCUUACUGCAACAAGUGAGUUAGCCAGUCUUCACCAUGGCCGAAAGCUCCAUAACCAAGUUAUCAAAAUGGGUCUUGAUUUUGACUCUUUCAUCACCAGCUCUAUCUUGGAUAUGUAUGGCAAGUGUGGAAGCAUUGAAGAAGCUUGUAAAACAUUUUCUCAUACUAGUUGGAGAGAUGUUGUUUGUUGGAACUCCAUGAUCUCAACUUAUGCACAUCAUGGAGAAGCAAAGAAAGCACUUCAGAUAUUUGAAAGAAUGAUAAAUGAGGGAAUCAAGCCUAAUUACAUCACAUUUGUGGGUGUCCUAUCAGCAUGUAGCCAUGGAGGGCUUGUGGAAGACGGACUUGGCUAUUUUGAAUCAAUGCCUCAGUUUGGCGUUGAUCCAGGGACUGAUCAUUAUGCUUGCAUAGUUUCUUUACUGGGGCGAGCUGGGAAAUUACUUGAGGCUAAGAAAUUCAUAGAGAAAAUGCCAAUAAAACCAGCAGCAGUGGUAUGGAGGAACUUGCUAAGCGCAUGUGGGGUUGCAGGAAACAUAGAAUUCGGUAUAUACGCUGCAGAAAUGGCACUUUCGAGUGAUCCAGUUGAUAGUGGAUCGUACAUUUUGCUUUCAAAUAUUUUUGCAUCCAAAGGUAUGUGGGUUGAUGUGAGAAGGGUCAGGCAGAAAAUGGACUUUAGUGGAGUGGUCAAAGAAGCUGGGCAGAGUUGGAUUGAAUUGAACAAUGAAGUACAUACCUUUGUUGCAAGAGACACAGCCCACACCGAGUCCAAUGCCAUUUUCUCAGUGUUGGACAAUUUGAUGCUUGAGAUGAAAGGAGUAGGAUAUGUGCCUACCAAUAAAAUCUAGGGGUGUUCAUCUGAUCCAAUCCGCACUUUUUUGGUCAAACAACAUCCAAUCUGCACUAAGUGCGGAUUUCAUAUUUUGGAUCCAAUCCGAUCCGCAUAAGAGUUUAAAUCCAAUCCAAUCCGCAAUAGUGCGGAUUGGAUCGGUUAUUUUAGAUUGGUUAUUUUUUUAAUAAUAAAUUAUUUAAUAUUUCAUAGAAAAAAAAUUGAAAAAAGACUAUUGUUUCUUAAUUUCCAU
Cannabis sativa is the source of this 2961-nucleotide messenger RNA. RefSeq names its product pentatricopeptide repeat-containing protein At4g39530. Gene Ontology annotation, biological process: RNA modification. Bases 241 to 2727 code for a protein of 828 amino acids. The record is from RefSeq and is a predicted model, not a curated record. NCBI's taxonomy places the organism in Eukaryota, Viridiplantae, Streptophyta, Magnoliopsida, Rosales, Cannabaceae. Gene Ontology annotation, molecular function: protein binding; RNA binding. The transcript is spliced from 2 exons.